UUUCUUGACUCCCAUUUUCAGCUUCUUCCGUUUUUUAUUUUCUUUCUUUCUUUCUUCAUUCAAUCAAUUUUCAGAGGACGAAAAAAACAGAGUCCAUUUAUAAUUGAAGAUAGUGAAUCAAAUUAACGUUAAACUCAUAAUUGAGUGACAACAAUGGCGAUUUCUUUGAGAUGUUUCUCUCUUUGUUCAUUCACGAUCUUUCUUCUUAUUCUAAUUGUUAGUGUGAAAGCUUCAACAACACAGAAAAAUGAUGAAGUUGUACAGUCAAGGAAAUUAGUAACCCAAGAGUUGCAGAGUUUGAAGAAUUCAUCAAUGGUGGAAAGUUUGGAUGAUAAUAAUGAUGAAGAUACUUGGAAUAAUGAACACGCAGUUGAAAAUCCAGAAGAAAUUGCUUCUAUGGUUGAUAUGAAUAUCCGCAAUCACACGGAAAGAAGGAAAUUGGGAUAUUUCUCAUGUGGAACAGGGAAUCCAAUCGACGACUGCUGGCGUUGCGACCGCCGUUGGCACUUACGGCGUAAACACCUAGCCAAUUGCGCCAUUGGUUUCGGUCGUAACGCCGUUGGUGGCCGUGACGGUAAGUACUACGUCGUCAACAACCCUCGCGACGAUGACCCUGUUAACCCAAGACCCGGAACACUCCGUCACGCUGUCAUCCAAGAUAGACCAUUGUGGAUUGUGUUCAAAAGAGACAUGGUCAUCACACUCAAACAAGAGCUUUUAAUGAAUAGCUUUAAGACCAUUGAUGCAAGAGGUGUGAAUGUUCAUAUUGCUUAUGGUGCUUGUAUUACUAUCCAAUUUGUGACCAAUGUAAUUAUUCAUGGUCUACAUAUUCAUGAUUGUAAACCCACUGGUAAUGCCAUGGUUAGAAGCUCACCAAGUCAUUAUGGUUGGAGGACAAUGGCUGAUGGAGAUGCCAUAUCCAUUUUUGGAUCAAGUCAUAUUUGGAUUGAUCAUAAUUCUCUGUCUAACUGUGCUGAUGGUCUUGUGGAUGCUAUAAUGGGCUCCACUGCACUUACCAUUUCUAACAACUACUUCACUCAUCACAAUGAGGUCAUACUAUUAGGACACAGUGAUUCUUACACAAGAGACAAACAAAUGCAAGUGACCAUUGCUUACAAUCAUUUUGGUGAGGGACUUAUCCAGAGAAUGCCAAGAUGUAGACACGGGUAUUUCCACGUGGUAAACAAUGACUACACACAUUGGGAGAUGUAUGCUAUUGGUGGUAGUGCUAACCCCACCAUUAACAGCCAAGGCAACAGAUAUCUUGCCCCUGUUAACCCUUUUGCCAAGGAGGUUACAAAGAGAGUUGAUACAGACACUGGUUCAUGGAAGCAUUGGAAUUGGAGAUCAGAAGGAGAUCUAUUACUGAAUGGAGCUUAUUUCACUCCAUCAGGAGCUGGAGCUGCUUCCAGCUAUGCCAGAGCCUCAAGUUUAGGGGCUAAGUCCUCUUCCUUGAUUCCCUCACUUACUUCUGGUGCUGGUGUUCUUAACUGCCGUACUGGAGUACAAUGUUAAUUUUAAUUUCGUAAAAAAAAAAAACAGUAAAAAAAAUCAAAAAAAAAAAAAAGAGAAAGGAUGGAAGAAAAAUAAUAUUUCAUUUUUUUCUUCCUCCUAUUGUUAUAGCAUUAUGAUGAGUGAGUGAGUUUGCAGUCAUUAAAUCUGUUUACAACAAAAGCCUAUUUUGUAUUUGCCCCCUCCCCCAACUGUCAAAUUUGAAUAUUUGACAAAGUGUAAAUUUUUUAUUUACUUUUUUACCUUUUUUUUUUACCUCAAAUGUUGUUACAUUGUUAUCUAUUAAUCCACUUUAAUAGAGGGAAACUAGAAAGUGCCGCUAUUAGGCUCUGUUUAAAGUGCCAAA
Molecule: messenger RNA, 1858 nt
Organism: Cannabis sativa
Lineage: Eukaryota; Viridiplantae; Streptophyta; Magnoliopsida; Rosales; Cannabaceae
Product: probable pectate lyase 8
Exons: 7
Coding region: 154-1515 (453 amino acids)
Molecular function (GO): pectate lyase activity
Source: RefSeq, a predicted model, not a curated record